This is a messenger RNA of Annulohypoxylon truncatum, 736 nucleotides long. RefSeq lists its product as uncharacterized. The record is from RefSeq and is a predicted model, not a curated record. Gene Ontology annotation, biological process: microtubule-based movement. Gene Ontology annotation, cellular component: cytoplasm; cytoplasmic dynein complex. NCBI's taxonomy places the organism in Eukaryota, Fungi, Ascomycota, Sordariomycetes, Xylariales, Hypoxylaceae. Gene Ontology annotation, molecular function: dynein intermediate chain binding. The coding region runs from base 151 to 603 and encodes 150 amino acids. The transcript is spliced from 3 exons.
UAUCGGCGUGGCUUAUUAGCGAUGCUACGUAGUGGCUGAAGUGGCUUAAGCUAUUUACUUAGGCCCCUAAAACUGAGUCCCAUGGCACUGGAAUAUUCAACAAACAGCUGAAGAGCUUGAAGUAAUCCUCUAAUUCACAAACAAGACAAAAUGGCCGAGAAACCUCUACCCACCAUCAACACGGAAUCCAUAGAAGAAUCCCUGCACCGGCUCUCUAAGAAACCCGGCGUCAAAGCAUGGCUCAUGCUCGACCGGUCCAACGGCGCUGUCCUCAAGACCAACGGCCAGAUCUCCGCCAUCCGACCCGCGCGACUAUCUACUGCCACCGAUAGCAAUAAUAAGACCUCACUCCCGCUGCCGAACCCUGCUGGCGGUUCUUUUUCAACCGACGUCAACGCCAACACCAACAAUGAGACCCAGGCCGCCCAGGAGCUCGGGAGCAUGGUUUGGACUUUUCUGAGCACUGCGGGGAGUUUGGUCGACGAAAUUGAUUCCGAGGAUGAAUUGAAGCUACUUAGGCUGCGCACAAAGAAGCAAGAGCUCGUCAUCGUGCCCGAGCUCAAGUAUCUACUAGUCGUCGUCCACGACACGCCUCCCGUGUAACAUUAUGGCAUAUAUCUGAAGCAUUUAUCGAGUUUGAAGACUCCUAGUCUAGCUUUGUCAAGCUAGUACUUAUGGCAUUCGCGGCGUUUGGCGGCGUUCGGGAAGGCAUUAUACCCAAGAUUGCCGGAAUGAA